AUGGUCCAAGCUACCUUGCUGACCAGGUGACCAUGGCUGCACUUCAUGGAUGGUUCAGCAGGUAAACUCUCUGCCUUGGAACUAAUUGCCACUCAAAUGAGAUACAUAAAUCAGAAUAAUAAAAGCCAUCAGUAUGUGAUUAUCGGCUUUGCAAAAGUCUGCUGAAAAGUCUGCUCCUGUUGGCUUCUAUCUAUGAAAUCCUUGGUGCUGACCACAAAAUCCAUGGUGCAGUGCAAUUCUGAUCAAAAUACACUUGCAGGGAAACUUCCCAGGCCUGCGUUAUUUCACACAGAAAGUUGGACAGUGUGCAAAUGAGAGAAGUCAGAAGCCAUACAAGCAAUCAAGAAUUUUCUUCUACCCAUAAAUCCUAAGUGUUGGAUUAUGCAUCAGUGGAAGCAUCUCUGUUUCACCCUGAAGAAAUGAAAUUCAUUGGCACCUCUUAAAACUCAAUAACAAGCUCAUUUUUAAAAAAUCAGUGAUAACUGUUUUCUCUGAAACAUACCUGUAGCUGAUUAGGGAAGUUCAUAUUUAAGCUCCAGUGCAUUGAGUUUAAUUUAUAAGAAGACAAAGCUUCACUGCUUACAGAUUAAUUCGCUUGUGAGGACUCUUGUAAGAAACAGGGCCAACAUCUGCUGCACAAAAUAAGGCAGUGGUAUCAAUGGUUUGGUUCUCCUAUAGAGAUCUAGUUAGGAUGACUAAAGCAGAGGUAGACAACAUGGUGGCUUCCAGAUGUUUUGAACUACAAUGCCCAUCAUCCACACUUAGGAUGGCCAAUGCUUAGGGACGAUAGGAGUUGUAGUCCACAGGAACUGAAGGGCACCACAGUCCUUCCCACGGACCAGAGAAAUCCAUCAAUAAUACUCCGUACAUUUAGAAAUGAAUAACUUGGAACUGAACUACUUGGAAGUCCAGAGACUCUUCCAGAUACUCAGCACAGACUGUAUCCGCCUUGCCCAGAGAUGAGCCAGGUAAGUAUGACAUUUUUCUUCCCAAACAUACUGCUAUGUACAAUAUUUCAUUGCAUGUGCCAUUGACUCUAAGCAUUCUUUAAAACUGUAUUUGAACUCCUUGUUUUGACUGGUGUUUGUAUACCACUUUAUGAAACAUUGGAUUUCUGGGGAAAGCAGCUUAUAAAUCUAUUAAAAAUAAACUUCUUCAGAAUUGGGGGGAAAUAUGUCACCGUGGCGCUGUGAGUUAAACCAAAGAGUCUAGGACUUGCCGAUCAGAAGGUCGGCAGUUCGAAUCCCUGCAACGGGGUGAGCUCCCGUUGCUCGGUCCCUGCUCCUGCCAACCUAGCAGUUUGAAAGCACAUCAAAGUGUAAGUAGAUAAAUAGGUACCGCUCCGGCGGGAAGGUAAACGGUGUUUCCGUGCGCUGACCUGGUUCGCCAGAAGCGGCUUAGUCAUGCUGGCCACAUGACCUGGAAGCUAUACGCUGGCUCCCUCGGCCAGUAAAGCGAGAUGAGCGCCACAAACCCAGAGUUGGUCACGACUGGACCUAAUGGUCAGGGGUCUCUUUACCUUUACCUUAUGUCACCGUAAGGACAAUAGCAGUUCUCCUAUUGCCCAUUCUAUUCCCAAAUGGGAUAGUUGUCCCAUUGUGAAGGAACAGCAGGUUUUUGUCAAGCUGUGUGUCACUGUGGUUCGUCUUCGGAGGAGGGACUCACUUGACUGUCCUUGGUAAGUCACUGAAUUUAUCAGUCCUUUCCACACCUGUGGCAAUGUUUUAACUUUUCCAUCACUUUUGCCCUCUUUUCCUUCUCCGGCUGUCAUUUACUUUGCAAUGAGAAUUUACUAUAAACAGUAUUUGAAAUCCUAGCCAGAGCUGAAUUGUGCAAACCCAUUUUGCAGGUUUCUUCUCUCCUCAAUAACACUGGAAAGUUAGGGGUGGACGGAGAUUUCUUUUCCUUAGUCUAGGUCCUUGUGACAGUAUUUGGGGGGAAAUAUAUCAAAAUAGCCUUGGUGGCUGAACCAUUGGAUGCAAAAGAUGGUAAAAAAAUAAAACUGAGCUGUAAUGUCACUGUAAGGAAAACAGAAGUUGUCCUAUUACCCAUACUAAUCCCAUAUGGGAUAGUUGUCAAUGGCCUUGUGAAGGAACAGCAGGUUUUUGUACAGCUUUGUGUCACUGUGGUACGUCUUCGGAGGAGGGACCCGCCUGACUGUCACAGGUAAGUCACUGAAUUUAUCACAACCCUUUCCAUACCUGUGACAAUAUUCUAACUUUUCCAUCAUUUUUGCCCUCUUUUCCUUCUCUGACUGUAAACCUGACCUUAGGGCAUUUGUUGUUUAGUUUACAAUGAGCCUUUCAUAGAAAAUGUAUUUGUAAUCCUAGCCAGAGCAGGAUGUUGCAAAUCCGUUUUACAUGCCUCUUCUCUCCUCAAUAACACUGGGAAAUUAUUGGUGGGUCAUUGUGACAAUCUUUGAAAAUAUUUCUGUCAAAUUCCCCUUCUCAGCUAACCUUGACAUAAUCUUACUGUUGGGUGCAAAAGAUGGCAGAGAAGUAAAUUUGAGUUGUAGUGUUCCUUCCAGGUACCCAAUAUGAUUUAUGAGGAAGGUUGAAUCAGUUUCUAAUGGUGCUCCAAAAUCCAUAUGAGUGCAAAAGACCAACCAAAAUGUAAUAAAAUAGUGUGGAGAAUCUCAGCUUUCCAGACCGUUCUGGAGAACCGAUAAACUUGCAGACUGCCUUGUGACAUUUGGGCUGGGUUUAUAAAUGUAUAGUCCUACUGUAGAUUUCUGAAUUUUUCUUAGGAACUAAUGUGGCUCUCUUCACUUUUUCUAUUUUGGGUCUUCCUAUCUAGAAUCAUAGAACAGAUUCUGUUCAAAAGAACUGUUUGUUGUUUUUUAUUUUGUAAAACUCAGUAAUCCACAGGCGCAGGCUCCCAAACGACUUUUAAAAUAAAAAUCUGAAGAUGUUCAACAUAUUAUUGAUAGUUAAAUGUAGCCACGUAAAAUGUAAACCAGUGUCUACAUAUUUCAGCAAAACUGAAUGGGUUUUUCGGAGAAAGUUGGAGUGAGGGUUUUGCAAGAAGACUAAGAGAGAUCUAAACUGAUCUAUCUAGAAAAAUCACUUGAGAUUUAAGGGGCAUGAUGGAAUCAAAUGCAACAAACUUUCUUUUUUUAACUGAAAUAGAGGCACAGCAGUAGAGAGAAUUAACCAAUUUCCCUAUAUCUUUAGUCUCAAUUCUCACACCCUAAACUUAAUGUUGGUCUCACUGGGGGGAAAAUACGUGGGUACUUUUCUUCCUUUGUUCAAUUUUUUAUUUGCAAAUAUAAAAGGAAGGAGCAAAGCUAAAGACACUAGGUUGUAUCUAAGACUAGUCCUUCUUGGAGUAAACCAAUUGCAGGCAUAAAAAACUUACGUUCCUUCAUUUCAGUGGGUCUUUUGGGAUUAAAACUGAGUUGCAUGCUCCCCAGCUGGCACUGGCAAUAAGAAUAUUCCAUUAAUCCUAAUGUAAAUAGAAUUAUACGCAGAUUUACAAAUAGGUAUAUAAAUGAUACUGAUCAUUAUAAGCCAUGCAUUAAAAGGGAGAAAGCCCAGAGAGCUCUUCAGACUGCUGUGACACCUUCAGACCUAGAGGGGUUUAACAAUCCAUUUGUUUCUCGUGGGAAUUCUGGGAAUUGUAGUUCUGUGAGGAGAAUAGAGGGAUCCUAAAAUCUCUCCGCAACCUUUCCAAACUACCGUUCCCAGAGUUCUUUGGGGGAAGCCAUGGCUAUUUGGAGUGCUUUGAUCCUAUUUGAAAUGGAUUGUGCAAAUGGGUCUAUACAAAGAGGGGUAAAUCUGCUGGGAAAUGUGUGUAUGUUGGCGGGGAAGAUGGUGAACGUGAACUGAUUUAAAAACAUGGGAAACAGAACUUAAGCCCAGGAAAAUAAGAAACUAAAAUUGACCAAUUAAUGUAUCCCUGUUACCUGACUACAACACCUGCCAAUAGAAUGCCUUAUUCAGAGGUGCUUGUUCUUUUUCUCUGACAAUGGUUGAAAUUCUUAUUCUUAUUCUUAUUCUUAUUAUUAAAUGGAUAAAAACCCAUGCUCCUAUUCUGCUGUCAGUGGAGCCAUCCGCUAACAUAUGAGAAGGGGCCAGUUUUCUCUGAUUUACCCCACGCAACUGAGGUCUCCACUGGCUUGAAUUUCAGAUGCUUGUGGGACCCUUCUGAAGAGCGUGAGGCAGUUGGCAGCGAGGGGAAGGGGGAACCAGAGGAAAACCAGCUCCCCCUUCUUAUGUUAAAAAAAAAUUAGAACUGGAAGGGAUUUCACCUCAAUGAUUUUUAUUCUCCAGAUUCAGAGUUAAGGCUUGUUUACAGAAGUGAAAUGCUGUCUUUCCCCUCCAUAUGGCUGCGCCAGCCAGCAAAAAUGGCUGUUGCUUGGACUCCCCAAUGGGCAGAGUGCUGCUACACUCUGUUCAUGCUUGUGAGCUUCCCAUAGACACCCAGUUGAUCACUGUGAGAGCAGAAUGGAAGUCUAGAUGGGCCAUUGCAACCCUGAUCCAGCAGACCUCUUAUUUUCUGAUGCUCUUUGAGGCCAUUUUGCAAUACCCGUUGCCAUGGAUCAAAAGCACAGAGAGGGCUGUUGCUCUCGGAAUCUUUCUGCAAGCUUGCAAUAGACAUCAGGUUGACCGCUAUGAGCACAGUGUCCCAAGCAGAUGGGCUUCUCGCCUGAUCCAGAAGGGCUCAUCUGAUUGACUUUAAAAUAUUUAUGUGCAAUGAAAGUUCACCCCCUCUGAGAGCAAACAGGCUGCUUUAAUGAUCUCUCCUUUGCUAUGGCAGUCAGUAUAAACAUGUGGGUCAUUUCCCCAGAAGAACUCGUAAUUUUGAACAAUCCUUUGUACAGUGGUACCUCAGGUUAAGUACUUAAUUCGUUCCGGAGGUCCGUACUUAACCUGAAACUGUUCUUAACCUGAAGCACCAGCUUAGCUAAUGAGGCCUCCUGCUGCUGCCGUGCCGCCAGAGCACAAUUUCCGUUCUCAAAGUUCUCUGAAGCAAAGUACUUAACCCGAGGUAAUAUUUCUGGGUUAGCGGAAUCUGUAACCUGAAGCGUAUGUAACCUGAAGCGUAUGUAACCUGAGGUACCACUGUGCUUAAGAACCAGUGACCAGUCCAAAUUGUGCAUUGAUCUUGUCCACUCCUGACCAUGUCAGGGAUGGGGUAACACAGCAACCCUCUACCUUUGCCCGGAUGCUGUGACACCAGAAAUCACAUCAGGCCUGGCCAUGCUUAAUGGGGCUGUCACCGAUUAGAGAGACACAGAUUCCACAUCCCUGCUUUAUGCUGACUGGCAGAACUUGCAGUUAUGGGAUAGGGAGAUCUGAACAGCUUUCUUCCUUCUUUGGCCGAGUAAGAUUGUCUUCCAUAAACACAGUUUUAAAAGUGAUUCUGUAAGUGACUAUGGGGGCCGAUUCUGGAUCCACAUGUCCUUGCACAGUGGAGACAUGGGUUUCCGGGUGGGCGUUGGUCAUGGUGAGGGUUUGCUGAACGUGCCUUCCUCAUAGCAUGUUUCUCCCUUUCGUUCUGAGUUUGAGCAUCUUCAAAGUUCACAACACCUUUGGUAAAAGCUGUUCUCCAAGUGGAGUGCUCGCAGGCCAGUGCUUCCCAGUUGUCAGUUAUUAUACAGUGGUACCUCGGGUUACAUACGCUUUAGGUUACAUACACUUCAGGUUACAGACUCCGCUAACCCCAAAAUAGUACCUCGGGUUAAGAACUUUGCUUCAGGAUUAGAACAGAAAUUGUGCAGCAGCGGUGCAGCGGCAGCAGGAGACCCCAUUAGCUAAACUGGUGCUUCAGGUUAAGAAGAGUUUCAGGUUAAGAACAGACCUCCAGAACGAAGAACAGACCUCCAGAAGUUCUUAACCCAAGGUACCACUGUACUAUAUUUUUUUAGAUUUGCCUUGAGAGUCUUUAAAUCUCUUUUGUUGACCACCAGCAUUGCACUUCCCAUUUUUAAGUUCAGAAUAGAGUACAGUGGUACCUCCAGCUGCAAAUGGUUGGAUCCCAAAGAAUUCGCAACCGGAGGUGCAGCUACUGCGCAUGUGCGUGGCACCGUUUAGUGCUUCUGCGCAUGCACGCACGGUGAAACCCGGAAAAAUACUUCUGGGUUUGCCACGUACAUAUCCCAAAGGAUAUGUAACCGGAGGCCAACGUAAGUAGAGGUACCACUGUAGUUGCUUUGGAAGACAAAAAUCAGGCAUCAGCACAACAUGAUCAGUACAACUUUGCUUCUUCCAGUACACGGGCCUGUCUUCCCAAAUGAUGUGUAAAAGUUGACAGCAGCUCUCUAGUGUCUAUGGCAUUCUAGAUGUGGAUAUUCCUAACUGGACUGAUGCAGUCUAAACUCUUCCUCUCACAGAUCACCACAGUUCAGUCAUGCCAAGAAUGCCUGUGCUGCUUCAUAGACCAUAAUAUAUUUUGCAUGGCUUGAAUCAUGUGUUUCUUGCAUGACAACAUUUUGGGUUGCUAUAAAGGAAUACGACCUGGUUCUCCUGGACCUUUUUCAUAGAAUCAUAAAGAGCUGUAAGACAUCUUGUAGGACACUUCCAGCUCAAAGUAUAGCUACCAAUUAGUAACAGGUCCUUCCAAAACAUUUCAGCACACUACAUUGGAGAACUGGGUCAGAUAGUGCUUCCUUUAUGAAAUCAAAUAACUUAUUACAUGUGUCAAAUAUUUAAUACUCCCCUGAGACACGACACUUAACCAAAUUUCCCCUUGACUUCCAGGUCAGCCAACAGUAACUCCAACAGUGAACGUCUUCCCACCAUCCCCAGAAGAACUGAAGAGCUCAGACAGCGCCACCCUGGUGUGUCUCAUGGAUGGCUUUUACCCAGGCGUUGUCCAAGUUACCUGGCAGGCUGAUGGCACCCCAUCUCCUCUGGGGUGGAGACAACCACGCCCACCAAGCUGAAUGACAAGUACGCGGCCAGCAGCUACCUCAGCAUGAAAAAGUCCGACUGGGAGAGGAAGGAGGAAGUCACCUGCAAAGUGACGCAUGAAGGAAAGACCGUUGAGAAGGUGGUGAGGAGAUCGGACUGUGCCUAAAGGCUGGAUGGAUCUGAUGAGUUUCUCGUGCCUCCAGCAGCUGAGAAGAAAGAGUCCUUUCAUGUUCAAGGGGGCCAAGUUUAUUCUCUGAUUUCCUCUAAUGCUACGUUGAUCCAUCAAGUCUGGUUUCCUUCCUAUGUCGUUCCCCUCCCCACACCUCCUCCCUUCCUCUCCUCCCUGGAAUCUCCUUUGUGUGUUGGCUUAUAAUGUUAGCAAAUUAAUAAAAUGUCAUACAUUUCACCGGUGUGAUUUCUUGACCCACUUCUUCAUUCCAUCUCCUUCAAGCAAGCUGUAUUCAUGGUUUCCUGUUAUAUUAUAGAAGGAAGUGUGCUGUUACUCUGCCAAAAUACACUCAACUCAGGUCUGUGGCUGAUAGGAGCAGUGGUAAAAGCAGUGCGAUUUCAGGGAAUGUAGGAAUUGGCCUUCUCCCAAGUCAGCCCAGUGGUCCAUCAAGGUGGGCAUUUUCUACACUGGUGGGCUGUGGCUUUCCUGGAGAUCAGGCAGAGUUUUCUAUAUGAGGUGCUUUUUUCUGGGGGGGAUGCAGGGGUACGCAUACCCCUAAACAUUUUGUGAAUCUAAUGGGAAAAGAAAAAAUUUAGUUUCUUCUCUAGAACGGUGAAUCGUCCGUUCUGUUGGCAGCCUUUUGUCCAUUUACUGGGUCUAUUUUUCCCAAUUUGAACUAUAAAAUGCUGAUUUUCUUGAGUCAAAAUGAGAGUACCCCUAAACAUUCUUUUAAGGAAGAAAAAGCACUGUCUAUAUGUGACCUGUGAUCCUUUCCAAUGGGCAGUGCUUUAUCUAAACAGGUUCCAGUGCUGGAGGAGCAGAGCUACAUAAUGGCUCAGCAACCUUUUUAGUAUUAUUAAUGUGAUCAAUUGACCCUUUUAAUUGCUUUUUUAAAAAAUGAAUUAGCUUCCUUUGCCCAGUGGAAGUUGACUGCCGCUCUCACUUUUUCUGGUUGCCGUUCCACUCCAUGAUUCAUUUCAGGUGGUCUUUCAAACAUUCCCAAACAUUGCCACUGGCCUGCCAUCUUCCUCAAGCCACAAUAUGGAGAGUGGUCCAUUUGGGUCCAUAGGUACAAAUGGAGUCCUGGUCCACCAACCUCAGUGUCCUCAGGAAGACCCAGCCUGCCUGCCUUCUGUACAACCAUUCAACAGAUGGCUCUGCCUCUACUUGGCUCUAGCCCUACUUUCCACCCAAUCAGUUUCACUGCUCUGAUUGCUUUUGGAAGGCAAUAUGAAGAGCCGAUAGCCUCCAGUGAAUGAAAGUCAUAGGUUUCCCUGAAGAAUAGGAUAAAUUCUUUUUAAAACUGCAUUAUGUCUAACCGCUUCUGAAGGACAUGUGGAAUGAUCGGUAUCAGAACAGUAUACCUGAAGGAGCGUCUCCACCCCCAUCGUUAAGCCCAGACACUGAGGUCCAGCUCCAAAUGCCUUCUGGUGGUUGCCUGCCUGCAAGAAGUGAGGUUACAGGGAACCAGGCAGAGGGCCUUCUCAGUAGUGGCACCUGCCCUGUGGAACACCCUCCCAUCAGAUGUCAAGGAAAUAAACAACUAUCUGACUUUUAGAAGACAUCUGAAGGCAGCCCUCUUUAGGGAAGUUCUUAAUGUCUGAUAUUUUAUCGCUUUUAUUAUUAUUAAUAUUCUGUUGGGAGCCACCCAGAAUGGAAAACACAGCCAGAUGGGUGAUGUAUAAAUAAAUUAUUAUUAUUAUUAUUAUUAUUAUUAUUAUUAUUAUUAUUACAAUGACAUACUGAAAAAAGUGACCUGCUUACUGUGCUAAUGUAAAUCCUGGCUAAUAAUAAUAAUAAUAAUAAUAAUUCCCGGACAACACUUUCUUACUUCCACUUUCCCCAUUUUUAGAAUGAAAGGUAACUCCUGAACAAAGAUAUGAAAACCUACAAGAAGAAAAGUGGAAAAAUUGAGGAAACUCAUUCCACAGAAAUAUUUCCAAGUUGUUCUUUCCUCCUAUUUAUUGCCCCCAAAAUUGAAAGGAGAACCACAAAAAUUGGUAGGGGGACAAUUUUUUCCAUAUUUUUUCCCAGGUCUUCACAUCUCUAGUGCUUCUGAUGUAAAUGUCCACCUCAUCUGUUAUCCUGUUUCCCACAGCUGGUAGUCGGGUGGCCUUCAGGGACAGCCAGGUAUGCUUCCAGGAAGCCCACAAGAAGGCAACUCUGAGGAACUCUACAUUAGUUGCUAGCAGUGGGCACUUCUACAUGUAAAUGAGAAGACAAAUAUUUUCUCCCUCAUCAGCCUUCUCCCUCCCCUGUUUUUCUCACAUCCACACUGCUCCAUGACAAAACCCUUCCACCCCAAAAGAGAUAACCAUCCGCUUCAUUUUGAUACAUCAAAAUAAGAGAGGGUCUCCAACUUUAAUUUCUGAGUGUCGGCUUAAAAUAUCAGCCUACUGUUGACAUCCACAGGAGACUACAGAACCCAUGAUACAGUGCAACUGUGAUCAAAAUACACCCCCACAGAAACAUCCCAGGCCUGUGUAAGGCAGGGAAUGGAAGCCAGAACCACCACAGCAGAGGCAAAUAACAAAGCAUAGGUUCCAGCGUUUCUCUAAUCAAAACAGGGACAUCCUAUUCCACAAGAGUAAUUUUACUAUUAAUAUCCUUCCCAUCUGACUGGGUUGCCCCAGCUACUCAAGGCAGCUUCCAACAUAUAUAAAAGCAUAAUAAAACAUUGAAGAUUUUUUAAAGAAAACCUUCCCUAUACAAGGCUGCCAUAAGAUGGAACCGCGGGUUGGAUAACUCAAUUCCCUUCAACAUUUCUCUGAUGAAAAUAGGGAUGUCCUAAGGAAAAGGGGCCUCUUUAUGGAUCACUGCCUUGUCAUGGCAAAGGGGCUUGAAUAACUCAGUGUAGCUAUGAGUUAUGGUGUGCAAGGCCACCCAAGAUGGACAGGUCUUAGCUGAGAAUUUAGACUAAAUAUGAUCCACCUGGAGAAGGAACUGGCAAUCCACUCCAGUAUUUUGCCAAGGAAACUCCAUGGACAUAAAAAAGGAGUAGCUUUGAGAAGAAAGUGAGAGUUUCCAAGGCAUGCCCUGGUUCAUGGGAUCAUGGAGAGUCAAACACAAUUAAGAUGACUAAACAACAACAACAAAAGGAAAAGGGAGACAUUCUGGGAUCAAAGCAGAAACCGGAGUGGCUUCUGUAAAUCCAGGGCUGAUCCCUGGAGAGACUGACAACGUUAUUUUUAAGGUAUUUUAAAUGGUUUCUCAAAGGGUUAAGAUGUCAUACUAGCUGCUCAUUACAGGUAAGUUCCUAUGUAUUGUCAAAGAAACGGUUCAAUGCCUUGAGUUAAUUUAUAAGAAACUUUUGCAGCAUAGAUAAAACUUCACUGUCUGUGUGAUCUCUUCUAAGAAACAAUUUCUUCAUUAACUGGAUGUGUUACUGUUUCCCAGAAAGGUAAGGUUGCCUGACUAAUUCAUUCUUUGGGAAUUCUGAUGCAAACUGAUAUGAUCAUUGGCCCCAUGGACUAAGGUGCAAAUUAGUCAUCUUUGGAUUUUGUCUUUCUCCAAAUUUUGUGAUACAGUUCUUAGCUUAAAAAAAUCAAGGAUCUGCAUCUUAGCAUCAAAUCUGUUUUCAGAAAUGCAUGAUUUGAGAGAAAUAUGUAUAUUGGAAAAAUACGUUCAAAAUUAACCAUGUUUGUGGCAAAUUCAAUAACAAUAGCAAUUGUAGAUUAAUGUGGGAAGGGGACCAAAGGGACUUACAAAUGGAAAUGGAUUUAUGAAUGAAUAUGGAUCUAUGAAUGGACAUGGACAGGAAAUAAACUGACCCAUUCAUCCCUACCACUGGAAAAUUGGUUGGAUAAAGGACUUCAUCUAACAUACUCCCUGCAUCCAAGAACAGACUGUCUGGGCAAUGGAAGAUCUACAACCAGGAAGAUUUACAAAGAGUCACGUACCGGUAUUUUAAAAAUAACUGUCAUGGUUUGAUAACAGGACCUUAUCAUUGUCACCCCAGAGAUAGGUUUGUUUGUUUGUUUUUUCAAAAAAGAAAUGCACCAUUGCCUACAACUUCUUUGGAAACAGUACAAUAUUCUUUUAGAAAAUGCAUACCAUUGUUUAUUGCCCCCUGUCAUGUCCUGUGGCGAGAAUGGGGAAACAUUUUGGCCCUCUGGACAUGACUGGACUCCCAGCUCCUGCCAAUACAAGUCAGCAUGGUCAAUGGUCAAUGAUGAUGGAAGUCAUAGUCAAGCAAGAUUUGGGGGGGGGGUCCCAGGUCUGCCUACUCCUCCCAGAUGGACUGGGGUUCUGUACCAUUUCACACCUGUGAAGGAGGCAGGUUUUUGUACAGCCGUGUGUCACUGUGGUGGGUCUUCGGAGGAGGAACCCACUUGACUGUCACAGGUAAGUCACCAAAUUUAUCCUGAAUCUUUCUGUACCCGAUGCAAUAUUCUAAUAUUUCCAUCAUUUUCUGCCUUCUUUUCAUUCUCUGGUUCUUGAUUGACUUUUGGGCUUUUCGUAUUAUAUCUACGCUGAUUCUUUCAUAGGGACUAUGGACUUGUUAAAAACCCAGGCAGUGGGUUAAAAAAAAUCCUAUUCGCUGCAUGUAGAAACAAAGAUGGAUCGGUUUAAUCCUACUUCUCGGGUGGUGGGGUGCCUCAAUGAAAUGUCUCUAUAAACUCUGUCAGUCUUUCCCAGUGGGCGGAAAUUAUGUUCGAAAACUGAGUUUGAGUUGUGGCAUUUCCUAUACAACUGGAUUACAUCUGAUGGGAUUCACUGAUUCUGCUAUUAAGAAUCCUGACUGUGAAUGAACAAAAAUAGAGUAAAAUAGAUAGUUUAUAAACUUGCAACAAGCUCUUUUUAAAUAUUCACUGAGAGUUUCCAUCUAGAUUUUACUUUAAUGAUAGAAACUAUGCAAUUGUUUUUCCAAAGUUGAACUGAGUUUUGUGAAUGACACUUCAUCAAAAUGAAAUGGUAGAUCUUAUUCUACUUUUUUUUGGGGGGGGGUUAUUCUGAGAAAUGCAAUCCAAAAUCCAUAACAAUAGCACUGUUGAAGUCUAUGCAACUGCACUGGCAGAAGUAGACUAUGAAUUUUAGCCUUACGCAGUGACUUUAGCGAGACUGUAGGAAAAGAACCACUUUAUUGAGUGCAUACAAGUGUAUGCAAAACCAAAAUAUUAGACUCUGGGAUGCCAUAAAUUUUAAAGACACCCAAUUGUUCAAAUUGUCAUGUCACCCUCUAAGACAUCUAGAUGAAAUCAGUCUUGAAGAUGGAAAUCAGGAGCCUAUUAUAACUAUAAGAGAAUACAGGUGCCUGGUUGCCACCAUCAAAGCCAGUUUCACAGAUGUAUUAGUUUUUUCACAUGUUGACUUGAAUCCGCAUGAUCUAAGUGUUGGAUCUCAGAGCUAAUUCCUCUGGGGCAUGCUAUUUUAAAGAUCUGAUAUUCUAAAGUAGGCUGGGUAUAGAAGGCAUUGGAGUCCAAGCAUGCUUUCUGAGAAAGGUUCGCUGGAACUAUUUUUGAGCUUCCACAAUGUCACCACAUUGAAUUAUUUUCAAAGAGGCUUCUCCAAGAGAAACUCUUCUUAGAUUGCACCCAGAAUUGUCCAUCAGUUCAUUGCAAGGAUGGGACAACCUGUGACUCCUCCAGAUUUUUCUGGGCUGCAGCUCGCAAUAACCCUGGCCAUUAGCCGUGCUGGCCAAAACUACGGAGAGUUGAGUCCAACGACUCAAAACAGGUUCCCCCUGUUUUGAUAGACUCAGGUUUUUUUAGGGAGAAUGUCUUCUUCCAGAAUAUAUUAGUGAUUCCAUGGCAGGAGUAAGUGGCAGAAUCCAACCAUUCCAAUGCAUUUACUGGAAUCGAGUCAACAUAUAUAUAUAUAUAUAUAUAUAUAUAUAUAUAUAUAUAUAUAUAUAUAUAUAUAUACAUCUGUUUGGGAAAACCCUGCUAUAACGUAUAGUAUUCUCUUACAAUUCUGUGUGAUACCAAAGCUAAUUCCUCUAGGACAUCCUAUUUUAAAGAUCUGAUCUUCUAAGAAGGGCUGAGAAUGUGGUCCGUGGCGAUGAGAUUAUGAUAACAGAUUACUAAUUCUCAAGAGCUCAGCCCAUCAUCCCCAAUUGUCCCUAGUUACCAGUGAUAGGUAUGGUUUUCUGAUGUCUGUUCCUGGUCAAUGUUUCCUGCAUUUGUCCACAUAAUAACUUUGGGAGAUGCCUUAUUGAGCAGCUGGAUGUGAAACCCGUGGCCCUCCAAACAUUGUUGAGCUCCAGCUCCUAUCAGCUGCAAAUGCUUAGAGAUUAUGGGAGUCAUAGCCCAACCACAUCUGAAUAACCAGAGCUUUCACAUCCCAGUAUGAGAGUAUUCAGUGUUCAAUGAUUCAGCUUCCUCCGCUGUAGAAGUUAGAUUUAGGGAUGGAUGUAUCUUGUGCCCAUAUAAGUACAUUGGUCUUGGUUUAUAGAAGUACAACAAAGUUGGCCAGGGGGGUGGUAAAAGUGAGAAAAAUAUGAGGAAAAACUUGAAGAAACUGUGUCUGUUUAGCUGGGACAAGAAAAAGCUGAGCUGGGGUAUAAAGAACAAUAUCUGAAAGGCUAUCACCCAGAAGAGGACAACAGCCUGUUCUCUGGUGCCCCAAAGGGCAGAUCCAAUUAAGUUUGCAGAAAGAUAAGCUUCUAGUUGGUGAGAGAAGUUUAGCAACACCAACCAGUUAGGUAGAGGGUUUCUGAUUUGUUGACCAUCAUAAAGGGGAUGAUGAUGUAAUUACCUAUAAAGAUGGUGGGUCUUCAAGUGUAGGCUGGACAGAGUUCUGCUGAGAUCACUCUAGCUCUGGAUCUCCUGCAGCAAGCAGGAUGUUGGACUAGGUAACCUGCAGGAGCCCUUCCAUAAUUCCCCAUUCUCUAUGGCUCUCCAACUCUAUGAUUCUAUAGACUUACACUCCAUGCAGUGCUCAGCUUGCUGCAUUAACCCAUUAAGCAACUAUGGAAGCAUAUAUUGAAUCACCCACUGACUAGGGUCAAUAGGGUGCUACCCCAUCAACCUCAAUGUGCCCUCAGCCAGCGCUCACAUGACUGCUUUCUUACUUGCAACCACUACAGGGGUGGCCCUGGCUGUCAGCUUUUCCUCCUUAGUCUCAGUGUUGCCCUUCUAGUACUCAGCAGGGAAGAGGAUGGGGACAAAAUUAGAAUGAGUUGGCUUCGCCUGUCACUGGUUCCAGCUCCACCUAACAUUGGUCUCUCUUGCUUUCUGCUGCACCAAUCCCAAUGGGCAUCACUGUAAUGAAGGCAGAUUCUCAGCAUAUAUCUAAGCAGAAGAGUAUAUUUAAGCAACCCUUCUACAAAUUAAAUGAAUCCAGCAGGCAGAUUGUCCAGCAAUGUGCAAUGGUGAGGAACAAGGGGAAUGGCUUGGCCAGCAAUCCUUAAGGUGGGAAUGGGGUGUUCCAAUGAGUGUCUGCCAAUUCUUAUUUCUGAGCUGCUGAGGGUAAGUUAGACUCAGUGUCAUAUAUCAGUCCAAAAGGAAGAACAGGGUGCCUCUGAAACACACUCAGAGUGUCCUGCUCUGAUUACAGCACAACCAGGACCUACACUCUGAGGACUGGGAGACAGCCUUCCCAAACUAGAAGACAUGACUUCCAGAGGCGUUUGUUUUUUAAACAAGGAAAUAGGAUCCGAUUGCAAUUCCUUUAUGAAAUCAAAUAAAUUACGCAAUCCCAUAUGUCUCUAUUAUAUAAUAUUCCCCUGAGACACGACACUUAACCAGAUUUCCCCUUGACUUCCAGGUCAGCCAACAGUACCUCCAACAGUGAACGUCUUCCCACCAUCCCCAGAAGAACUGAAGAGCUCAGACAGCGCCACCCUGGUGUGUCUCAUGGAUGGCUUUUACCCAGGCGUUGUCCAAGUUACCUGGCAGGCUGAUGGCACCCCCAUCUCCUCUGGGGUGGAGACAACCACGCCCACCAAGCUGAAUGACAAGUACGCGGCCAGCAGCUACCUCAGCAUGAAAAAGUCCGACUGGGAGAGGAAGGAGGAAGUCACCUGCAAAGUGACGCAUGAAGGAAAGACCGUUGAGAAGGUGGUGAGGAGAUCGGACUGUGCCUAA
Messenger RNA from Podarcis lilfordi (Lilford's wall lizard), 15050 nucleotides. The record is from the annotation of a GenBank genome assembly. NCBI's taxonomy places the organism in Eukaryota, Metazoa, Chordata, Lepidosauria, Squamata, Lacertidae.